Molecule: messenger RNA, 5384 nt
Organism: Stegostoma tigrinum
Lineage: Eukaryota; Metazoa; Chordata; Chondrichthyes; Orectolobiformes; Stegostomatidae
Gene: tecpr1a
Product: tectonin beta-propeller repeat containing 1a
Exons: 26
Coding region: 269-3883 (1204 amino acids)
Cellular component (GO): membrane
Source: RefSeq, a predicted model, not a curated record
CAACGAAUCGAGCGUGUCGAAGGGUGGGGCUCAACGGCUCGCUGGCCGUCGUCAAGGGAGAAGGUUCCGGAAGCCGAGUCUGGUUUGAAUGGGCUUCUAUGAUUCUUAUUCUGGCUGACCAAGAUGGAUUUGAGAUCUGCAUCUUUGCCAUGUACUGAGGAACGAAGGUAAUGGCAAGUCAUCACUCAAAACAUCUUUGAGUGAAGCUUUACCAGACAAUGAAUCAAAGAUCUGUCAUUGUGCAGAGCAGACAUUGAACGAAGCUGGCAUGCCUAGUUCCCUUCUAUGGGCUGUGGAUGUACAUGGGAGAGUUUGUAGCCUCUCUACAGCUGGACAGUGCUGGGAGUUGUGCAAAGAUGAAAGCUUACAAUUUAAGAGACUGGCAGCUGUUAAGCAGUGCUGCUGGGGAAUUGCUUGCGACCAUCAGAUCUAUGUCUAUGUCCAUUCAAGUGAAGUCCCAAUCCAUUUCCAAGAAGAGACCUAUGAAAAUCAGCGAUGGAAUCCUGUGAAUGGUUUCAGUGACCGCCUUCUGCCCAGUGACCGCUGGCAGUGGAGUGAUGUUACAGGUUUGAUCCAUCAACCAUUAGAUGAGUUUAAACUUGCUUCACCGCACUGGGAGUGGGAAUCUGACUGGUACGUAGAUGAAAAUAUUGGAGGAGAGCCAACAGAAAAAGGGGGUUGGACAUAUGCCAUUGAUUUUCCUGCCACUUACACAAAAGACAGGCGGUGGAAUUCUUGCGUGCGCAGACGGCGAUGGAUCCGAUACAGAAGAUACAACGCGUGUGACAUGUGGGCAAAGAUUCCGUUACAAGAGGCAGGACCAUUGCCGGAUCCCUUUAAUGAUAUUGCAGUAGGAGGUUGGGAAAUCACUGAUGAACCUUUAGGACACCUUUCAGUCUGGGCAGUAACAGUACAAGGAAAGGUGUUUUAUAGAGAAAAUAUAAAUGACCAGAAUCCUGAAGGUUCAAUGUGGACUGAAAUCCAGACUCCUGGGGAAGUAGUUCAGAUAACUUGUGGACCAGGGGACCUUCUGUGUGCUGUAUUGUGGGAAGGUCAGCUGAUGGUGAGGGAAGGUGUAAACAGAGAGAAUCCUAAAGGGAGUUCUUGGAAGAUUGUUGAACCACCAAACUCUGAAAAUGGUCUUGUUCAGGUAUCAGUGGGCAUUAAUGUACUGUGGGCUAUUACACGGGACAGAAAAGUUUGGUUUCGAAGAGGUGUCUGCUCUGAGAACCCUGUGGGAACAGGUUGGAUUUGUAUGAAUAUAGAGAUGGUGAUGGUGAAUGUGGGAUUAAAUGAUCAGGUUUGGGGAAUCGGUUAUGAAGACCGUAAUAUUUAUUUCCGUCAUGGAGUGACACCUACUGAAUACAGUGGAAAAGCUUGGAAAGUAAUAGUAGCGAGCAGAGAACAUGACCAAGCCUCUCGUACAGGCAGUGCUACCAGUCUUGCAAGUGCUGGCUGUUUCUUUGGUGAUGAAGUUAGGUUGCCAUCACAAGUGUCUAUUAGCAGCGAAGUUGAUUUCUCCUUAGAAAUGGACAAACUGGCAAAGAAAACCGAAAAUGUUCUUGAAACAAUUGGUGACCGUGCAGGUUGUCUACAUGCCAGUGGAGACGGAGAUGGAGAUGUUGCUUCCAGGCCUGAGAUUGAGAAAAAAUAUGCUGAUGUUGCAAAUGUAUUUGAGACCAUCCCUUUAAUGGAAGUAUCUUCAGAGAAAUGGACACAACCUGUUGCUGAACGAUCUGUUUCCCAAGCUCCAUAUUUGAUGGACCAAGGGGGACCUUUGCAGCAUGGUGCUGAAUUGAUUAUUACUCACUCAGACUCAAACACAAACACAAUGAGCUCAGACCUGGCUGAAACAUCCAGUGUUUCUUCUGUAGGCACCUAUCCUUUUGGAAUCGAAGAACACUGUGUGUCUGAUGAGCGCCCACUCUGGGCCUGGGUCAGUGGAGGAGGUUGUGAAGUGGAAGCUCACGCCCAACUGAACUGGUUCACUCCCCAGUCAGGACAGCCAUUUUCUCAGCAGUCAUUCUCAAUGCCUGUUAGCUGCACCCAGCAAACAGUUUGGCGGAAACAGAUAGUUCAUCAGUUAACUGAACGGUCCAAACGGGAGCUGCAGGAUUUUAAACAUUAUGAGCAAGCAGUGGAACAGUCUGUGUGGAUAAAAAAGGGAGCAAUGCAAUGGUGGAGAGACGGAAAGCCCCACAAAUGGAUAGACGUCAAGGUAGCACUGGAACAGUUUACAGGGAAUGAUGGAAAACGGGAUGGCAUCUUUUUCAUUUACUACACAUUCAAUGAUGAGAAGAAGUACCUUCACGUGUUUUCAAAUGAAAUUACAAUUUUGGUUCCGAUGGCUAGUGAAACAAAACACUCAUUUGCUAUUUAUACUCCUGACCGCACAAAGCAGAGAUGGCCAAUCAGGUUGGCAACAACUACUGAGCAAGAAAUGUAUGACUGGCUCGCUGUUCUGAGUUUAGCAUGCUGUGACAGCAGGGAUCUCCAUGGACCCCCAUCUAACCAGGCCCUUUGGUCAGUCACGUGUAAAGGAGAUAUUUUCAUCAGCGAGCCAACCCCAAAUCUGGAAGCAGCACAAUAUCUUUUGCCAAGUGACCAAUUAUAUUGGCGUCAGAUUGGAGGACAUCUCCGUAUCAUUGAAUCCAACAGCCAAGGAAUUGUGUGGGGCAUUGGAUAUGAUCACACAGCCUGGGUUUACACUGGUGGAUAUGGAGGUGGCUUUUUUCAAGGUCUGGCUAGCAGUACAGAUAAUAUUUAUACACAAACAGACAUAAUGUGUGUUUACAUCUAUGAAAACCAGCGUUGGAAUCCUGUUACAGGAUACAGUAGUCGGGGACUGCCAACCGACAGGUAUAUGUGGAGCGAUGCAUCAGGUCUGCAAGAAUGUACCAAAGCACACACCAAACCUCCUUCACAGUGGACCUGGGUUUCCGAUUGGUACAUUGAUUUCAAUGCACCAGGAGGAACUGAUCGGGAAGGAUGGCAAUUUGCAGCUGACUUUCCUGCCUCUUACCAUGGUUAUAAGACGAUAAAAGAUUUUGUGCGACGCAGACGAUGGGCAAGAAAAUGCAAAAUAGUUACGACAGGUCCCUGGUUUGAGGUUGGACCUGUUGCACUCCGGGACAUUUCACUGAUCCCAUGUGUAUCACAGAAGGCAGAUGAUGCAUCGGCAUUGUGGGCCAUUAGCAGCAAAGGAGACGUCUUGUGUAGACUGGGAAUAACUAAGCAAAAUGCACUAGGUAUUUCAUGGCUGCACAUUGGUACAGAUCAACCAUUUGUAUCAGUCUCUAUCGGUGGCUAUUACCAGGUUUGGGCCAUUGCCAGGGAUGGAGCAGCUUUCUACCGUGGCUCUGUCUCCCCACAAAAUUGUACAGGUGACUGUUGGUACCACAUUCCACCCCCUUCCAAACAGAAGCUGAUACAAGUGUCUGUGGGCCAGACAUCUGUUUAUACAGUGGAUGAAAAUGGUAAUUUAUGGUUUCGCCAAAGUAUUUCUCCAAGUUACCCUCAAGGAUCGUAUUGGCAGCAUGUUUCUACUAACGUUCGUAAAGUGUCUGUAGGUCCUCUUGAUCAGGUUUGGAUAGUCGCUGAUAAAGUUCAGGGCAGCCAUAGCUUGAGUUGUGGCACAGUGUGUCAUCGAAUGGGUGUCCAGCCACGAGAGCCCACCGGUAGCAGUUGGGACUACGGCAUUGGAGGUGGUUGGGAUCAUAUUACAAUCAGAGCAAACUCUAUGGAAUCUUCUCAUAAUCUUGUUCCUAUGGCAUCUGAUAAUACGUCAAUGAAUUUGCCUAACCAAGAUGGAACUGUCGGUGAUAAUUCCAGUUUAAUAGUCGAUGAACAGCAGGAACGUAAUGGAAGUGCUUUUAACUGCUGACAGUUUAUACUAUAACUGUUGUAUAUUCUGUUUGGCAGUGUUAUCAGUUUGGUACUGAUCAUCCCUAAUCGUCUCAGACUAUUUCCUUUUUUACAUAAGUAGAAUAUUCUUGUAAUGUUUCUCCAUUAGCACAUCUUAGCUGUUACUCCAGUUCUCACAAGGUUCUCACUUUGUGUGAAAUUCAGUACUAGUGCCAUUUCCUCAAAUUAUACAAUUCUAAAAUGUUCAAAAUCCAACUCAAUAUGUUGGGUUCUGCUCUACUGUGAUGUUGAUCAGACUGUGUUAUAUCUGUAACUCAGUAUUUCUCCAGGAUCGAAAGCCCUCUAGUGCAUUAAUCCACCAUGUUUUCAGGACAGUGUGUCCCAUAAUGGAUCAGGCAGUUUUCUGUUAACGUCAUCACACUGACAUGUAUGGGACAACUCAACACCUGCUGUUAAUCUUUAAAACCUAAUCAAGGGAUAAGUCCUUGACUCAGGACUUCACAAACCAGAGUGAGUUGAGAGAUGGGAACUGGUCCUAUUGUGGAAAGGUGUGCACAUCCAGGGUCUGUGCUGUGCCACCACUGUCAGCUCUUUAAAAAAAAUCAAACAGACAUUAAGUUAUCAUGUGCUGUUUGUUUCAGGUAGCAUUCUGAUUGAAUGUGUAGUCUAUUGAUUCCAGAUGAGUGUCAUUGAUGUUGGCUGUGGUAUGAUGAUGGAUGGUACAUGUGUCAUGGUGCUUCAUAUACUGCAUUGGUGUAGCUUUUGAUGUUGUUAUAUGUUUGACUUAGCAACGUUUUAGCCAAAGUCAUCAGAUUACCUUUGUAAUUCAGGGGUUGAGAUAAAGAGGAGUGAGGGAGAUUUAUGUGCAAACUGGACUAAAGAUUCUAUUUCUGCGCUUUAGAUUCUGAGUUAUUCUGUGAUAUUAGUUAUCCACUAAUACUGAAAAUUCUGAUGCUCAUCAUUAAAUUGACUUGAUAAUAUUACCAGUGAUAGGCCAAAUGUGAACUAAAAUCAGGUAUGGUUUCAAGGAACAUAGAACGAUACAGCACAGAACAGGCCCGUCGGCCCUCGAUGUUGCACCGACCUGUGAACUAAUCUAAGCCCCUCCCCCUACACUAACCCAUCAUCCAUAUGCUUAUCCAAGGACUGUUUAAAUGCCCCUAAUGUGGCUGAGUUAACUACAUUGGCAGGCAGGGUGUUCCACGCCCUUACCACUCUCUGAGUAAAGAACCUGCCUCUGACAUCUGUCUUAAAUCUAUCACCCCUCAAUUUGUAGCUAUGCCCCCUUGCACAAGCUGAAGUCAUCAUCCUCGGAAAAAGACUCUCACUGUCCACCCUAUCUAAUCCUCUGAUCAUAUUAUAUGUCUCUAUUAAAUCCCCUGUUAGCCUCCUUCUCUCCAAUGAGAACAGACCCAAGUCCCUCAGCCUUUCUUCAUAGGGCCUGCGCUCCAGACCAGGCAACAUCCUGGUAAAGAGAUAAUGGGAACUGCAGAUGCUGGAGAAUCCAAGAUAACAAAGUG